Molecule: messenger RNA, 2800 nt
Organism: Cebus imitator (Panamanian white-faced capuchin)
Lineage: Eukaryota; Metazoa; Chordata; Mammalia; Primates; Cebidae
Product: heat shock transcription factor, X-linked-like
Exons: 2
Coding region: 1452-2723 (423 amino acids)
Biological process (GO): regulation of DNA-templated transcription
Molecular function (GO): DNA-binding transcription factor activity; sequence-specific DNA binding
Source: RefSeq, a predicted model, not a curated record
GCCCUGCGAUUUCUGACCCUAGGCUUCUGCCUGAACUGAAACUCAAGUGGAGUUCAGCUCAUGACUUGCGGCAGUUGACAAGGAAAUCCACCUGUUGCUGUGGCCGGAAGGGUUUUCAGUCCUGUAGGCAGCCAGAGGCCACAGGUGGAUUCUGUUUUAGGCUCAUGAGAUUUGGGACUUGCUAUUCAAGAAAAUGCCUAUUGAAGCGACAACAGUAGCUAUGACCCAACUGCCGGGUGCCUUGCUAGCUCCUAUACGUCCCACAGGAUCCUCACAGCCCCUGGAAGAGGUGCUACUACUCUUAUCCCCGGGAGGAAACGGAGGCUGAGCGAGGUUAAGUGAUGACAUGCCCAAAUCACACAGCUCGGCAGUGGCCAGGCCGAGACACCAGCAUUGGCAGUCUGCUUGCAGGACCCUCACUGUCAUCCCCUGAGCCAGAGCGUCUUGGGCCCUGGGGUCAGGAUGUCUCGAGUGUGGAGGCAUCACCGGUUGGUGACAGUCUCUCGAAGAUCACUGAGCUCUGUGCCCACAAUCGAGUGAAGGGAGUCUGUGGAGGGGUGGCCCUGUGUGUGUGGACAGUGUGUUACACAGACACUGCUUCGGAUGGACGCCUCUCCCGUGACCUCCUAGCGUCACAUCCCAAAGGAACCACUGUUGCGGAGGUGGACCGCUGGGUACAAACCCGUGUGCAUUUCUCUGGAGACACUGGCCAAGGAAAAUGACACAUGCUCGAAGGCCAACAGCCACAUGCCCUGCCACGAUGUGACUGCAAAGACCCGGGGUGUAGAAGGGUGUCUCUGCUUGGUGGGGGUACAUGUGCAGGCCAAGGAAAAGCAGGAAGAAGUCCGCCUCCGACUGCCCACCGGACUGCGCGGCAGCAGUGGGUGGUGGGACAGUCAGCUAAGCCAUUUGCCUAAGUGGCCAUUGGCCAUCUGCGUCCUGGGGACCGACAGCGUGGGUGUGUUCGGAGGACCUUUAUGGAGCACAUUGCUGCCUCUGGCUAGGACAGGGUGGAAAGGGUGGCGUGCCUACAGCCUGGCCCAAGGGCACCGUCCUACCCUUGGUUCUGUGCUUCAACGGGUCAGUCAUGUGCUGGGGUCUGUGGUCCCAUGACUCACAUGGUGAGCUCUGACCUUCCUGAGUCAGGGCUUUGCUGUGGUUCUGCCUGGCCCCAGGAGUUCUAGGACAAGGGGACCGCUCCAGGUCUGCACCUAAGGUGUGGCAGGGCCCCUCGACACUCCUGUGCGCUGGUGUCCUCCUUCCCUUUGAGGACCAGAAUCUGCACACGCAGAUGGGCAGCUACUUGUCUGCCUUGGCCCUUUAUUAGAUAACUUGCUGGGCGUGUGGUGAUGUCACCCCCAGGCAGUCUGAGCCCCUUUGUGAUGUCCUGGGGCUGGCUGCCUGACUCCCAAGGGGUGCCGCUGGCCACACUGCACUAGCAUGUUUGCCAGAUGGAGAACAAGCCUUCGUUGAGUAUGGCUCGCUCUAAAGAAAGGAAUCCGAGAGGACAGGGACACAGCUCGGAAAGGGAGCCUUUUCCUCCCCGAUCGGACUCAGAGAUCUGCCAUCACCCAGCAGAUCCUUCCAGUGCCUGGGACUACCCGGUGUCUCCCGGGAGCCCUGACUUGAGGAUGCUGAUGGAAGAAAUAGCUUUCCAGUCUCUGGCCGAGGAGGCUUCCUUGAGAAGGCCACGCCCCGGCGGUGACGUCUCGCCCCAGGGAGAAGAUAAUCUCCUCUCCCUCCCCUUUCCGAAGAAACUGUGGAGACUGGUCAACAGCAAUCAGUUUUCUUCCAUCUGGUGGGAUGACGGUGGGACUUGUCUAGGGAUCAAUCAAAAACUCUUUCAAAAGGAGAUUCUCGAAAGGGACAUCCGGGACAAAGUUUUUGCCACGGACUCGCUAAGGAGCUUCCUUCGCCAGCUGAACUUGUAUGGCUUCCGAAAACUGCGUCAACGCACUUUCAGGACCCUCACCGACAUUUUCCCCGCACAGCGGCCAGUCUCCAUCUUGAACAAGUUACAGUUCUACUGCCAUCCCUACUUUCAAAGAGACUCCCCUCACCUCCUCGUGAGGAUGAAGAGAAGAGUGGGCGUCAAGUCUGCACCAAGACAGGGGGAGGAGGGCCAGCCAGGAGCUGCGGAAUCCCGUCUGGCACCAGCAGGCACCGAGCAACAAGAUCACACAUCUCCGAGUGAGGAUGAGCAGGUCACACCACAGCACCAGGACCCGGCCGGUCCCAGCAGCCAAAUCAGGAGUGGCUCUGCUCCACCAGCAACUGCUGUGACGGCACCCCAUCCCGCCGUGGCGGGUGACAACGCUCCGCUGGCCCAGCCAGCCGGCGAGUGGUCGGAGGGCAGCCGGGCUGACGUGGCUCCGGUGGCAGCUGUCCCUGGGCCUGCGGCGCUGCCCUUCCUCUGUUUCCCCGGAUCUCCCACCCAGGUGAAUUCCGACGGGCCUGUGGCGGCCCUUCCCCCAGCGCCCCCCGGGACCCUUGCCUUGGAGACCACAAGACACCCUGCGCCUGGCAUGCCGCCCUUUUGCCGUCUCUGGGUGCCGUUGCCCCUAGUGGCUGCUGUGGCUGCACAGUCUGCUGCCUUCAUGGCCAUGUUCCCCCAUCCCCCAGCUCUGCCCCACCAUUGCCCCGACUGCCACCACAUGUCACAGUGCACGCCAGCUAGCCAUGUGCUCCAGGCGUACCCAGACGACGCAGACCACCACACAUAGAGGCGAGCAUUUGGGCAGAACAUGUGCUGGUCAAUAAACGUGUCAGGAAAUGGGUAAUUUUCUGACUGCACAAAAAA